Molecule: messenger RNA, 1063 nt
Organism: Capsella rubella
Lineage: Eukaryota; Viridiplantae; Streptophyta; Magnoliopsida; Brassicales; Brassicaceae
Product: UDP-N-acetylglucosamine transferase subunit ALG14 homolog
Exons: 6
Coding region: 190-891 (233 amino acids)
Biological process (GO): dolichol-linked oligosaccharide biosynthetic process
Cellular component (GO): UDP-N-acetylglucosamine transferase complex
Source: RefSeq, a predicted model, not a curated record
UUUUUUGUUUUGUUUUCUAACUUCCUCAUUUAUAAUCGCCGUCGUGACUCUUCUGAACUUUAACUAAUUUUCUAAGUUCGAUUUGGACGAUUCGUUUUAGUUUUGUGGUCUGAUUUUGAGUUAUAUGGCGUUUUUUUAUCCGAUCUAGCGCAAAGUUUCGGAAGAAAAGAGUGUUAUUAUCAGGAUAUCAUGAAGGAAGGUUGCAGCUGUUUUUACUCGAAGAUGGGCUCAAAAUUGAGCAUUGGUGUAUUGAUUGUUUUGGCAAUCGUUCUUCUAAUGGUUCGUGUACUAUACGUUGUAUACCGGUGUGGCAAACCCUUUCCAAAAGGAGCUUCACAGUCUUUUAGUACCCUUGUUGUUCUUGGUUCUGGUGGGCACACGGCAGAGAUGUUGAGUCUCCUCUCUGUUUUGCGUAAGGACAGAUUUACACCAAGGUUUUAUAUUGCUGCAGCUACUGAUAACAUGAGUCUCCAGAAAGCUCGCAGUUUUGAAGAUUCUGUAGCCAAGAAGCCUGCUGUCAAGGAAGUAUCAUCACAGUUCAUGCAGAUUUACCGGAGUCGUGAAGUUGGUCAGUCUUAUGUGACUUCUGUCUGGACUACCAUUGUUGCUAUUGUUCAUGCUCUGUGGCUAAUGAUCCGGAUCAGACCACAAGUGAUUCUUUGCAAUGGUCCUGGGACCUGUAUUCCUCUGUGUGUGAUUGCUUUCUUGUUCAAGGUGCUGGGAAUUAGAUGGUCAUCAAUCUUUUAUGUUGAGAGUGUAGCAAGAGUGAAAAAGCUCUCAUUAAGUGGAUUCCUACUUUACAAGUUGAGGAUAGCUGAUCAAUUCUUUGUUCAAUGGCCACAACUGCAAAAGAAGUAUCCUCGGGCUCACUAUGUUGGGUGCCUGAUGUAAGCAGAUUGGAACUCUCCUUACACCUAGAUAUACAUUACAAUAACUUAAAAAGCUACAUAGCGUACACUUUCUCUUUAUAUACAGAAUUGAGUUACAUUUUCGUAAUAUUCUGCUUUAGUUGCUAUGAACUCAAGUUUUAAACAAUGAAUAGUUGUAAUCAGAUAUUCUGACU